CCUCCUGAGCGCCGCCCCGCCUGUGCCCCCGCGCUGCCCGCCGGGCGCCGCGACCACCCGCCGCUAUGGCCCGGGUCACGCUGCGCGGGGUGGCCGUGGACUUCCCCUUCCAGCCGUACCCGUGCCAGGAGGAGUACAUGCGCCGGGUGCUGCAGUGCCUGCAGGAGCAGGUGAACGGCAUCCUGGAGAGCCCCACGGGCACCGGCAAGACCCUGAGCCUGCUGUGCGCCACGCUGGCCUGGCGCGAGCACCUGCGCGAUGCCCUGUCCGCCCGCGAGAUCGCCCAGAGGAUGGGCGGCGACGCUGACCUGUCCGGGGCCCCGGCGCCCUGGGGGGCCGCGGCCACAGGCGAUGGCCCGGCUUGCUAUGCGGACAUCCCGAAGGUCAUCUACGCCUCCAGGACACACUCACAGCUCAGCCAGGUCAUCGGGGAGCUGCGCAGCACCCGCUACCGGCCUCGGGUGUGUGUGCUGGGCUCGCGGGAACAGCUGUGUGUCCAUCCUGACGUGCGAAAGCAGGAGAGCACCCACGUGCAGAUCCACUUGUGCCGCAAGAAGGUGACCACGCGGUCCUGUCAUUUCUACAACAACGUGGAGGAGAAGAGCUUGGAAAAGGAUCUGGCCACCCCCAUCUUGGACAUCGAGGACCUGGUCAGGGCAGGGAACAAGCAUAAGCUGUGCCCCUACUACCUGGCCCGGAACCUGCGGCAGCAGGCGGACAUCAUCUUUAUGCCGUACAACUACCUGCUGGACCCCAAGAGUCGCCGGGCGCACGGCAUCGACCUGAAGGGUACCGUCAUCAUCUUUGACGAGGCUCAUAACGUGGAGCGGAUGUGUGAGGAGUCGGCAUCCUUUGACCUCACCCCCCACGACAUUGCCUCCGGGCUGGAAACCAUCAGCCACGUGCUGGAGGAGCAGGCCCGGGCCGCCCAGCAGGGGGAGAUGGGCCCGGCCUUCAGUGUGGACGCCCCCGGUGCAGGGCUGAGCCUGGAGCUGGAGGACGUGGCCAAGCUGAAGAUGGUCCUGCUCCGCCUGGAGGCCGCCAUCGACGCUGUCCAGCUGCCGGGAGAUGGAGGGGGCGUCACCAAGCCUGGGAGCUAUAUCUUCCAGCUCUUUGCUGAAGCCCAGAUAACGGCUCAGACCAAGGCCUGCAUCCUGGACUCCCUGGAGCAGAUCGUCCAGCACCUGGCCGGCCGAGCAGGCCCGUUCACGCACACGGCAGGGCUGCAGAAGCUGGUGGACAUCAUCCAGAUGGUCUUCACCUCAGACGUAGCACAGGAUGGACCUGGCUCCAGGGGGGACUUAGGAGUCUCUCAGUUCUACAAGGUACACAUCCACCCAGACACGAGCCAGCGGAGGACAGCUCAGCGGUCAGAUGCCUGGAGCAGCCCCGUGGCCAGGAAGUCAGGGAAGGUGCUGAGUUACUGGUGCUUCAGCCCUGGGCACAGCUUGCGGGAACUGGUCGUGCGGGGUGCCCGCAGCAUCAUCCUCACCAGCGGCACCCUGGCCCCCGUGGCCUCCUUCGCCCAGGAGAUGCAGAUCCCCUUCCCCGUGUGCCUGGAGAACCCUCACGUCAUUGGCCAGCACCAGGUCUGGGUGGGCAUCGUCCCCAAGGGCCCAGACGGGACCCAGCUGAGCUCGGCGUUUGACAAGCGGUUCUCGGAGGAGUGCCUGUCCUCCCUGGGCAUGGCGCUAGGCAACAUCGCUCGCGUGGUCCCCCACGGGCUCCUGGUCUUCUUCCCUUCCUACCCGGUCCUGGAGAAGAGCCUGGACUUCUGGCAGGCCCGCGGCUUGGCCAAGAAGCUGGAGACCCUGAAGCCCGUGUUUGUGGAGCCUAGGGGCAAAGGCAACUUCUCCCAGGUGAUGGACAGCUACUACGCGCAAGUCGCUGCCCCUGGCUCCAGCGGGGCCGCCUUCCUGGCCGUGUGCCGGGGGAAGGCCAGCGAGGGGCUGGACUUCGCCGACAGUAACGGCCGGGGUGUGGUCAUCACUGGGCUCCCUUACCCACCGCGCAAGGACCCCCGGGUGGUCCUCAAGAUGCAGUUCCUGGAUGAGAUGAGGGGACAGAGUGGGGCCGGCCAGUUCCUUUCCGGGCACGAGUGGUACCGGCUGCAGGCGUCCCGGGCCGUGAACCAGGCCAUCGGGCGGGUGAUCCGCCACCGCCACGACUACGGGGCCGUGUUCCUCUGCGACCACAGGUUCGCCCACCCCGACGCCAGAGCCCAGCUGCCCUCCUGGGUGCGCCCCCACGUCAGGGUGUACACGAACUUCGGCCACGUGGUCCGCGACGUGGCUCAGUUCUUCCGUGUCGCUCAGAAAACGAUGCCUGUGCCCGUGCCCCGGACUGUGACCCCGGGCCUCGCUGCCGGAGAGGGUGUCGUGCCUCCUGCGCCAGCCAGCCCUCUGCCCACAAGGAAGGCCCGGAGCCUGGACCUGCACGUGCCCAGCCUGCAGCGUGGAGAUGCUGGGUCCCCGAGUUCCAGGGACGGGGUGGGCGGCCUGUGUGUGGAGUACGUGCAGGAGACGGGCCGAGGUCCGAAGAGGCCCGGGGGGCUGCUGGCCGCCCUGGAGCAGAGCGAGCAGCAGGCUGGGGAGGAGACGCCCCGCGGAGAGGAGGAGCGUGAGAAGAGACCAGCGGAUCCCGCGGCCAGGCGGAGAGGCGGGAAGAAGAGGAUCAGGCUGGUCAGCCGCCCGGAGGGCCCGGCGGACACGGCGCAGACGGAGAAGGCCCGGCAGUUCAUGGUGGCCGUGAAGCAGGCGCUGAGCCCGGCCGCCUUCCAGGGCUUCACGCGCGCCCUGCGGGACUACAAGGCGGCCGACGACUUCCAGGCCCUGGGCGCCCGCCUCCGCCCCCUCUUCGGCGAGGACCCCCGCAAGCACGGCCUGUUGCAAGGCUUCCGCCAGUUCGUGCGCCCCCACCACAAGCAGCGCCUGGAGGAGCUGUGCCUGCAGCUGACCGGCCGGGGCUGCCUGCCCGGGCGCGGCGCCAGCGGAAAGGCGGCGCCGCAGCCCACGCUGACGGCGUCCCAGGGCACGGCCGGGCAGCUGGACCUCGGAGAGCACCUGAACCGGGGUGGGCCGCACCUGGCCCCCGGGGCCACUGCAGAAGCCCCCCGGCCGGGGCCUUCGAGGGAGACCGCCGAGGGCCAGUACCUGGAGCGGGCGCGCACGGCCCUGGGGCCCGGGGGCUGUGACCAGCUGCAGGCCGCCCUGGCCGCCUACCGGCGGGACGGCGACCUGGGGACGGCGCUGGCCGUGGUGGCCGCCCUCACCACAGAGAGGCCCGAGGACUUCCCGCUGCUGCAGGGCUUCGGCGCCUUCCUGCAGCCGCAGCACCGGCUGCAGUUCCUGCAGACCUGCUCCGACCUGACGGGCCUGCCCGCCGGCCCCGGCCCCGAAGACCCGGGGAGCCCCGCCCGCGCCCCCGAGACCCCCAGGCCUGGCGGGGAGCUGGACGUUCUCUUCCGGGGCCCCCGCUGCGCGGUGCCGCCCCUGCUGCAGACCCCCGGCGAGGCGGUCUGGCCCCAGCCCUGUUAG
Sorex fumeus (smoky shrew) is the source of this 3536-nucleotide messenger RNA. It is a transcript of the gene RTEL1, whose product is annotated as regulator of telomere elongation helicase 1. Gene Ontology annotation, biological process: regulation of double-strand break repair via homologous recombination; DNA repair; telomeric loop disassembly. The record is from RefSeq and is a predicted model, not a curated record. The coding region runs from base 66 to 3536 and encodes 1156 amino acids. The transcript is spliced from 33 exons. Gene Ontology annotation, cellular component: nucleus. Lineage: Eukaryota; Metazoa; Chordata; Mammalia; Eulipotyphla; Soricidae. Gene Ontology annotation, molecular function: ATP binding; DNA polymerase binding; hydrolase activity, acting on acid anhydrides, in phosphorus-containing anhydrides.